Molecule: messenger RNA, 6969 nt
Organism: Amphiprion ocellaris (clown anemonefish)
Lineage: Eukaryota; Metazoa; Chordata; Actinopteri; Pomacentridae
Product: LIM and calponin homology domains-containing protein 1-like
Exons: 32
Coding region: 221-5518 (1765 amino acids)
Biological process (GO): regulation of focal adhesion assembly; positive regulation of stress fiber assembly
Cellular component (GO): stress fiber
Molecular function (GO): myosin II head/neck binding
Source: RefSeq, a predicted model, not a curated record
AAGAACUCGGUAUUUUUAGCGCGCGGUUCGUGUUGCAGCGUCGCGAGGAGCCGCUCGUCUCUGCGCCAUAGAGGAUCCACGCACCGCACUGACUGCGCGUGAAGUUUGCGGGUCCGGUAGGAAAAUAAACGCGGGAGCACCGACACCGGGCAUCCGGACGGAGCUCUAGUACGCAUCACAGUAUCAUCACUUCGCUGUCGGUGGAACGGCCUGCCCGGUGAUGGCGAGCCCCGCAGCCUGUCGAGAGUCCCCGCCGCGGGAGCAGGCGCCACCGGAGCCGAACCAUCCCGAACCAGCCUGCCUGGAGGCGCAGAAAUGGAUCGAGGCUGUAACAGGGAAGAGCUUUGGAGACAAGGACUUCCGCAGUGCUCUGGAGAACGGCAUCCUGUUAUGCGAGCUGCUGAGUGCAAUCAAACCGGGGCUGGUCAAGAAGAUCAACAGACUGCCCACCCCCAUCGCCGGCCUGGACAACCUGUCAGUCUUUCUGAGGGGCUGCGAGGAGUUGGGCCUCAGGGGUUCCCAGCUGUUUGACCCCGGCGACUUGCAAGACACUUCCAUACGAGCGAACUUCAAGGACUCCGACUGCAACCGCAAACUAAAAAAUGUGCUGAACACAGUGUUCUGGUUGGGAAAGGCUGCCAGUGGCUAUGCCUCCUACAGCGGCCCUACGCUCAACCUCAAGGAGUUUGAAGGGCUUCUAGCUCAGAUGAAGGUGGAGAGCGAGGAAGGAGGGGACAGUCCACAGAAGCGUUGCGUCAGAGACAGCGGCUACGACUGCUGGGACUCUGAGAGAAGCGAGUCUCUCUCUCCACCGCGACACACCCGAGACAACUCCCUAGACAGUCUGGAUUCCUUUGGCUCCCGCUCACAGCACAGUCCUUCUCCUGACGUGGUAAAUCGAGGAAACAGUGAUGGGCGAGGCAGCGACUCGGAGGCCGAAGCCAGCAGGAAGCCAGAUGUGCGGAAGGACGACAUGUUAGCCAGACGGACUGCCAGCGGUGAAUCGAGAAGCUCCAUCCCCUUCAACCAGUUCCUUCCUAACCGAACCAACGCCAGCUCCUACAUCCCGGCUCCGCGACGAAAACCACAUCCAGAAGAGGGAGAACAGCGGAGUCACCCUCAAGCCCCUCCAGAGCAAAACAAAAAGACUGGACUGCACCACAAAACUCCCAAGACUGUCACUUGGGCACCUGAGAGCAAUGGGGAAAAAGCAAAACAGGAAGAGGAGCCGGACACCCAGCAGGCGUUGGAGCAGAGGAAGCUGCAGAAGUUAGAGAAGGCAGGAAUUAAAGUUCUUCCUGCUGCCGUUCGCUACAGCAGCCCUCCCAUAGUGGAGGAAAAAGAAGUGCGGUCACCCUCCCCGAACAUCAUCCUUCGUCGUGAUAAUGACUUUUUGAGCUCUCAGAAAUCUGCGUGGGAUUCCGCCUCUGAUGGCGAAGAGGAGGCCGAAGCACGGAAAGUUCCAGAUGUUCGUAGAGAUGACCUGGCGUCCAGACGAGCCCAUCGUGGCCCCGUUGCUUCUAAGGUGCAUCAGUUCAUUCCUGCUCCUUUGUGUACCAACAAAGACCGCGAGCGCUGGGAGGGCAUUAGACGAGCCUCGCAGCAGACACUGCAGGAGAAGGAGAUCAGGUCAGCCAUUGAGAAGGAAGCAGUCCCUGACAUCAUUACACGCAGAGACAACCCCUUCCUGAACUCUGCCCCUCGCCAUGAGGAAGAGGAGAAUGAUGAGCAUGAGGGAGAAGAGGGAAAGCUUGAGGUGAUACCUAAUAAGCAGAAGGACGACCUGGCUCGUAGGCGGGCUCAGAGCAGGCCCCUCCCUCACAGGGACGGACCAAUGAGCUUUGUUUCUUCCUCCAUGAGCCAGGCCGAUAUGCAGAAGUGGGAGAGACUCAAGAUGACUGAACCAAGUGAGGCUAGCCCGGCCCCUGUGUGUCAGGCUUGUCUGGAGAAAAAUUAUGGAAGUCCUUUCAGCAGAUCAGCAAAGGCUGGACGAGGUCACAGCAAAGUUGUGACCUUUGGGGGCGUGACUGAGAUCGAGCAGCCUAUAGACACAGUCAUAUCAAGUGAAGGGGAGGAGACGGAGUUGCUAAGACGACUCCGUUCCAAGGCAACCGUAGCCAUGCCUACCGUUGGCCUGGGCUCCCAGCUUUCAGAGCGGGAACGCAGCCAGAUAGACGGAGCUGACUCCAGUCAAGCUACCCCUGCCUCUGCUGACCUCCCACCCUGGACCCCUGAGGCCACUCCAGCAGAGCUAGAUGCUCGUCUGGCUCAAUAUGAACGGAGGACAGAGGAAGAUGAAGAGGAGGAAGAGGAGAGAAUCCCAGAUCUUCAGAAAGACGACAUGAUGGCAAGGAGGACAGGAGUUUUCCAUAAACAAAGCACCUCUACAGCAACUUACAACCGUUUUCUGCCUAUGCCCGCCUCCAGGCGCUGCACACGAGGGGAGGGCGCCACAGACGCUGCUCCAAGAAACAAAAAGCAAGUCCAGGCAGACAGGAGCGUGAAAGUGAACGACAGGACUUUCUGUCACAGAGUGGAACAACAGCAACCCAGGGUUCCCAUGGAAACACCUCAGCAGCAGCCAGAGACAGCAGUGAUCCGGGCAGCGUCUCAUGGCGAACAUGAAUAUGACAAUAAUGAGGAUGAGUAUGAUGAAAAUGAACCUGUGCCUGACUUGGAGAAGGAUGACAUGAUGGCACGAAGAACCGGAUCAUUCCAAAAAGCAAGUGCAGCCAAAGCAAAUCAGUUCUUGCCUGUACCUGGAUCAGUCAAAUAUACCAUCAGCCCAGUGUCUGCAAUGAAGCAGCUCCACAGCAGGCCUAAAUUCCCAGUGAAGAUGGACAGCGAAAGCGGCAUUGUUGCUGUGGCGGCAGAACCUCAGACCUCAGACCUGCCAUCCAAACCCCCAACCAGCCCUACAUGUGCAUGGCUGAGGGGGAGGCAGGAGGAGGAGGAAGAGCAAGAAAAGGAUGACAUGAAGAUCCCUAGCACCACUGACACAGUUGUGGGUGAACCUGUUUCCUUCCCUUCACUCGUGUGUCCACCCAGUCCUCCUCCUCCUCCUCCUCCUCCUGCUGCUGUUGCUGCUGCUGCUGCUGCUGCUGCUCAGAUCUGUAGAGUCGAGGCAGAGCUGGAGAAGCAGGAAGUUGAAGAGAAAGUCGAGGUGGAAGAGAAGAAGAUGGAUGUGAAUGAGAAACCACAAAAGAAACCCUUCUGGCUGGAGGAUGAUGAGCUUCCUCCAAUAAUGAUGAGCCGACGAGUUGCUUUUAUGUCUGAGGACACUGAGAGCGUGAGUAUGAGUGACAUGCUGAACGAGGAAGAGGUGGGACAUUUACCGCCACUGAGCCAAUCGCGAUAUGAACGAAUGCACGAGCAAUACCACAACUUUCAGGAGGACGAGGACCACUGGCAAGACGACUUGGCUCGCUGGAAGAAUCGCCGCCGCAGCGCAUCACAGGAGCUCAUCAAAAAGGAGGAGGAGAGGAAGAAGCUGGAGAAAAGGCUGAAGGAGGAGGGAGGUGAUAAGAGAAAAAGCAUCAAGACGUACAAAGAGAUCGUUGAGGAAAAGGAGCGCAGAGAAGCAGAGUUGUGUGAAGCCUACAGAAGUGCAGCGACGUCAGAGGAGGCGGCUUUGGUUUUACAGCGUUACGCUCUCCGCUUCACCAUCAGCGACGCAACACUGGACAGCCUAAAACUGCCCAGAUCAAAACCCAAACAGGACUUAAUUCAAGUGGACAAGGAGCACAAACCAACAUCACAUGUUAAUAACUCUGAGAUGUCAGAGCCUCUGCACAGACCAGAAUCAACCAUUACAGUGAACCAGAAGCACACAGAACCUGAGGAGAUGGAGACAACUAACAAAGAAGAGAAAACAGCUGCCACCAUCAUCUCCACCAGCUCUCCGGCGCCUAGCAGUCCCGUCUCCACAGUCACAAACUCACAAAAUGUGCCACCUCAAUCACUACAACUUUGCAAACCACAGAUACAAAUGACAGAGUCUCCGUCUACACAUCAGAACCAGAUUACAGGAGAUGCUCAGCCUCAGACCAAACAAACCUCCCCUCAGGCUGCUCAAGUGCAGCCUGCACACACAGUCCCCUCCCCUCCAUCUGUCUCCUCCAGACCUGUCCCCCUGCUGGCUGCCAAACCCUACUGCCAGCCCAGGAGCACACAGUCUGGACACAAACCAGUCAAAAUGGACGGGUUGGUGCGAGUGAAUGGAGACGCAACGGAGGAUUUAACUGCUUCCAUCCCACCUACCUCCCCUCCGCAGUCACCACAGGAGAUCAAAGAUGUUCCCCCCAAACAGACAGAGAAAGAUGUUCCGCCUGAGGAGGCUGGAAAAAGUCCAGAGCCAACAGAGCAGCCGCGACCUCCAAAGGCAGGAAAAUCGACCUCGUCUUCAGCUUCGGCCAUCAGUUCCCUGAUUGGAGGCCGAAACUGCAUCAUCACAACAACCAUUGUGACAGAACUCACACAGACUGUUGUGGAGCCACUUCAGCCAGAACCCCAAAGCAACGGAAAGGUUGGGACAAGCGAGUUGUGUGGGAGUCCAUUGGAGGAAAAGAAUACUCAUCCAGCAGCAUCAGCCAACAGCAUGCAGGACUAUUGUCCCACUGUCACGGAAGGACUUGAGGAAGGCAGUGUGAGCAUUGAGACCCCCAUGUUGAACUUGGCUAAACGUGUUAAUCACUGGGUCUGGGACCCCAAUGAGGAGCGUAAACGCUUGGAAAGGUGGCAACAGGAGCAGGAGCGUGUCCUCCAGGAGCAGUAUGAAAAAGAACAGGAGAAGCUGAAGAAGGAAUGGGAGAAAGCUCAGCUCGAGGUGCAGGAGGAGGAAAGGAAACACAAUGAAGAGGAGAGACGGAUUCUGGAGGAGACUGUCACACCACUUAAUCCCACCGGCUUGUUGAACCAGCAGUCAGGACAGACAGCGAUGCCUUCGUCAGCCCCACAAAACAACGACACCGGGGGAAGAAAUGUUGCCCCGCAGCACAACGGCCAAAGAAUCUCCACAGGGAACGAGGAUCAGCACGCAUCCAAGCUGCAUUUUUUCCAGGAUUCUGCCUUUGAUGGUGAACCGUCAAAGAAACAGGAACUUUGGAAAACAGCCUCUCUAGACCGCAACCCUCAGCUGAACCAGGCACAGAUUGUUAAAAGAUCUGGAUCCCAUGAUGCUGUCAUAAGUAAACAGCAGUCCUCACCUUCAGCGCCUCAACCUCCCUCUCCCACCAGGUGUGUUAGUGGAAAGAGACUCUGUUCUGGUUGUUCUCAACCUCUGGGAAAAGGAGCUGCUAUGAUCAUUGAUACGCUGGGACUGUUUUUCCACAUACAGUGCUUCAAGUGUGGGGUGUGUAAGGGGCAGCUGGGUGACGCCACUGCAGGGACUGAUGUAAGGAUUCGCAAUGGACUGCUGAGCUGCCAUGAGUGCUACAUUGCAUCUCGGGAAGCCCCUCACUCCAUUAUUCUGCACCCAAAACCCAUCCAUCCAUCCAUCCAUCAUCUAUACACCGCUUGAUCCUCAUUAGGGUCGCGGGGGGGCUGGAGUCUAUCCCAGCUGACUCAGGAAGAGGUCAGCCCACUACGCUUUGAUGACCUCCUUUUGGAACUGGAACCUCUCCAUCACAGUCAGUGAUUGGAUGAAGAACAAUUAUGAAACCCUGAAUCACAUUGUGGAACAGUCCUGGAAUCCUCAAAGCUUGGGAAACUUCAUUUUUUUUUCUUCUUCCUGAAAUGCACAAGCAGCUGGGAUGGGUGUUCAUGACAAAGGAACUGAGAGAUGUGGACUAAAUGGCACCACAACAUGCACAUACAGCACUAUAGAUGUACUUCUUAAAGGUACACAUGUAUACACUUCUUUUUAAUAUGUGUAGCAUGGCUGUAAUCAAGAAAUCAGUAUGUUUAGGCCUUUGCACAUCCAUACAAGACACUUGAAUAAGGAUCUCUCCUGUCGCAAGCUGAACAUGUUGUGCUAAAAGUUGAACACUGCUGUUUUGAACACAUUAGUCCUCAUUAGCUCCUGCUUCUGUGCUGAUCAUGAGACUCCAUACUCCCAGAGUGUGAUGCAAACUGGUUCGGAUUGGAUGACCUGAAGUAGCUUGACCAUUAUAAUGCCUUACUCAUACUUUCUCAUUCUUUUUGGAUUUUGUGUUUACAGUUUUGCAUGAAAAAUGAGCAUAUAUAAGUUAUUGUGAGUACUGCUCAGAUGGAUAGUGAGUUGUUAUUUUCUCAACGGUAGAACUUUUAACUGUUCUCUUGUAUGUUGUACAUCAUCAUGAUAAUUUUGCAUUUUUUGGAAAUCUGGCUGACUUACACAAGCUUUUUCUUUAUAAAUCAUUUUGCAGGAAUGAGAAUGCAUGUUAUUAAGUGACAAUACUUGUUCUUUGGAUUUUAAUAUUUUCCCUUUAGGAUGUUUUAGCCAUUGUUUCUCCUCAUAGACUGACUACAUCUGAAUCGGUGCCUUAUGUAACGAAUGCGAGGGCGAGUGUACAGGAUGUGCAGGAGUAUUUCACACUCACACUGACCUCUGGGUCUAGGCACAUGGUGUGUGUGUGUGUGUGUGUGUGUGUGUGUGUGUGUGUGUGUGUGUGUCAUGACUGUGUGCAUGUAUAGGUAUGAAUGCAGUGUGUGUGAUUUGACUUGAAGCACAGUUCCAUACCAGCAAAAAAUAAUAACGUUAAAUGGAUCAGCCUCUCCUAAUCACCUACUGUCCUCUUCCACUUCCUUCAACAAACAAAACCAAUGACACAAAGUUAUUUGCUGCUUCCCUCUUAGUCGUUGACCAAUCUUACGACAGUCUGCAAUGUCCUAAAGUCUCUCCUCGUCUGCCUCCAUCACAAGUGUUGCCUCCCCAGAGUCUGAGCUUCUAUCUGGACACCUGACAGCAUCUUCAUCACUCAGAGGAACAGAGCUCAGUUUGUUGUCUUUUAUAGCAACUGUAUGUUUAUCAAUAAAAUAUUUUAAAUGGGA